Messenger RNA from Haliaeetus leucocephalus (bald eagle), 964 nucleotides. RefSeq names its product mitochondrial inner membrane protein COX18. Gene Ontology annotation, biological process: protein insertion into mitochondrial inner membrane from matrix; mitochondrial respiratory chain complex IV assembly. Gene Ontology annotation, molecular function: membrane insertase activity. Gene Ontology annotation, cellular component: mitochondrial inner membrane. The record is from RefSeq and is a predicted model, not a curated record. The transcript is spliced from 6 exons. NCBI's taxonomy places the organism in Eukaryota, Metazoa, Chordata, Aves, Accipitriformes, Accipitridae. The annotation marks the transcript as partial.
GCGCAGUCGGCGCCGGUGCACUGGGCGGAGGAGGGGUUGGUGGCGUUGCAGGAGGCCGCCGGGCUGCCGUGGUGGGCCGCCAUCGUCUGCGGCGCAGGCCUGCUCCGCACCGCCGUCACUUUGCCGCUGGCCGCGCACCAGAGCCGCCUCCUGGCCAAGUUGGAAAAUUUGCAACCUGAGAUUAAAAAACUAGCUGAGCAUCUUCGCUAUGAAGUUUCCGUUUGUCGAAAGCAACUGGGUUGGUCUGAAAAGGUGGCCAGGUUCCACUUUAAGAAAAACCUAAGGAGGAUUAUUACGGAACUGUACAUUCGAGACAACUGCCAUCCCUUCAAAGCCACUUUACUGGUAUGGGUACAGAUUCCAAUGUGGAUUUGCGUGUCCCUCGCUUUGCGCAACUGCAGUGUUGGUGCCACGGACUCAGGAGUUCAAGAACAGUUUUCAGCAGGCGGAGCAUUAUGGUUUACAGACCUCACGGCACCAGAUUCUACAUGGAUUUUGCCAGUUUCGCUUGGGCUCAUGAAUUUGCUGAUAGUGGAGAUCUUUGCUUCGCAAAAAAUGGAAGUUUCCAGGUUCCAGAAGCUUGCUACAAAUUUCUUUCGAGUGGUGUCAGUAGUGAUGAUCCCUGUUGCUGCAACAGUCCCCUCUUCCAUGGCGUUGUACUGGCUGUCCUCGAGCUUCAUGGGACUCUCGCACAACCUGUUGCUGCGUUCUCCGACCUUUCGUCGGCUGUGUUGCAUACCAAGGACCAAAUCUGACUCAGAUACUCCUUACAGGGAUAUUGUGUCUGCCUUGACUACUAAAUACGGUUUUAAGAAAUGAUGUUGUUUAAACUGUCCGAAGAGCUGUCCCACAAAUGUUGCAUGGGUAAUUAAGUAGUGCUAUCUUAUAGAGAUGUACUUAUUUACUGUAAAAUGUUGCAUCUGGAAUUAUAUUUAUUUUUCCAAAUAAAGCAUUGACCGUCUGG